Molecule: messenger RNA, 3552 nt
Organism: Macadamia integrifolia
Lineage: Eukaryota; Viridiplantae; Streptophyta; Magnoliopsida; Proteales; Proteaceae
Product: G-type lectin S-receptor-like serine/threonine-protein kinase RKS1
Biological process (GO): recognition of pollen; protein phosphorylation
Molecular function (GO): protein kinase activity; ATP binding
Source: RefSeq, a predicted model, not a curated record
AUUUAGUAGUUGUGAAUGAUAAGAAAGCAUCGAUCAGAUGUCAUGCUCCCUCCAACAUGCUUUUGCUUCCUCCUCUUCCACUUCUGCUACGCCACCACCACCACCACCACCACCGCCACUGCCCCCAUUAGUUCUCCUACCGACACUCUAAACCCAACUGAAUCAAUCACCGAUGACGGCCAAAUCGUUGUCUCUGCUGGAAGCAGUUUUGCGUUGGGCUUCUUCAGCCCAGGCAAUUCUAGUUACAGGUACGUUGGGAUUUGGUACAACAAAGUUCCUGAAACCACCGCGGUUUGGGUCGCCAACAGAGAUAACCCACUCAACGAUUCCUCAGGAGUCCUCUCCCUCGCCCUUGAUGGGAAUCUCGUCCUCACUUCUCGUAGCGAUCAGAAACAUCCUCUCUGGUCUACCAAUGUUUCCAUAAGUUCCAAUACCACUGUUCUGCAGCUCCUCAACACCGGAAACCUGGUUCUAUACAGCGGCGGCGAGAGGAAUAGGAUCCUGUGGCAAAGCUUCGACCACCCGACACAUAUAUGGCUUCCUGGCCUGAAAUUAGGGUUGGACCGGAAAACUGGUCUGAACCGAUCCCUGACAUCCUGGAAGUCCAAAGACGACCCUAGCCACGGGAUUUACUCGUUCUGGAUGGACCCAAGGGGGUCACCCCAGACCUUCUUGUAUAAGGGAUCGGCUCCACUCUAUCGAUCCGGUCCAUGGAACGGUCAAAGGCUAAGUGGUAUUCCAGCGAUGAACGAGGAGGGCUCACUCUUGAGGUACUAUUUCGUCGACACCAACGACGAGCUCUACAUCAUCUACGACAGCUACGAUUCCUCCAUCUUCGCACCAACCGUGAUAGAUGACUCCGGGGCCAUCCAGCCGAUGAUGUGGACAGAGAGUCGAUGGAAUACAUUCAUUACGUUGCCCAGCGAUAAGUGCGACUACUACGGACACUGCGGGGCCUACGGGAUAUGUCAAAUACAGAAGGACACGGUGGAGUGUUCGUGCCUGCCAGGUUUCCAACCCAAGUCUCCAAGAGAAUGGAACUCGACGGAAUGGUCAGAGGGGUGCGUGAGGAAAAGAAACCUUGGUUGUGGCAGCGGAGGAGAUGGGUUCCUGAAGUUGGUAGGCGUGAAGCUUCCCGACUCGUCCAUGUCCCUUGUCGACAAGAAUCUGAAUCUCAUGGAAUGCGAGCAAAAUUGCUUGAAGAACUGCUCUUGCACCGCCUACGCCCCUGCUGAUAUAACCGGCGGAGGUAGUGGCUGCGUUUCUUGGUUUAACAACUUGACGGACAUUCGGUAUUUGACUUACAACGGCCAAGAUUUAUACUUACGUGUGGAUGCAGUGGAGUUGGCAGCACAAACAAGAAAAGAUAAAGGAUUUCUUCACAACAAGCGGAGAGUGGCGAUUCUUACCGUGUCUAUUGUUGUGGGUGUGCUUCUCUUUGUUGCAUUUGUGUAUGGUUUCACAAAGAAAAGAAAAGGUGCCACUGAGAAGCAGCGUAGCCGGUUCUUAAUUGAUUUCACAACUAGUUCAAGAAGUAAUACAAAUUUCUCAGGAAUGAAUGGGUUUGAAGACAAUGGGAUGAAUCCAGAAUUGCCAUUCAUAGACCUAGAUGUUGUUGCAGCUGCCACGGACAACUUCUCUCCCGAGAACAAGCUUGGAGAAGGUGGUUUUGGUGCUGUCUAUAAGGGUCGGUUGUUCAACGGGAAGGAGAUUGCUGUAAAAAGACUAUCCAAGAAUUCAGGGCAAGGAAUGGAAGAGUUUAAAACUGAAGUUCUACUGAUUGCCAAACUUCAACAUAGAAAUUUGGUUAGGCUCCUUGCUUGUAGCCUCCAGGAAGAAGAAAAGAUGUUAAUCUAUGAGUACAUGCCCAACAAAAGCUUGGACUCUUUCAUUUUCGAUAAAACUAAGAGUGCAUUGCUUGAUUGGAGAAAACGAUUUGAUAUCAUAGUUGGAAUUGCUCGAGGUGUUCUCUAUCUUCACCAAGACUCCAGGUUGAGAAUCAUUCAUAGGGAUUUGAAAGCUAGCAAUAUACUGCUAGAUGAAGAGAUGAACCCUAAAAUUUCAGAUUUUGGUAUGGCAAGGAUGUUCGGAAUAAACCAGAGUCAAGCAAAUACGAACAAAGUGGUUGGGACAUAUGGUAAGAAGAACAAUGUACGAUAUUCUCAUGAAGAUCCUUCAACGAAUUUAAUAGAACAUGUAUGGGACUUGUGGAAAGACGGUCGAGUAUUGGAGAUAGUUGAUUCAUCAAUGGGUGACUCCUACCCUGCUCAUGAAGUUUCGAAGUGCAUCCAAGUUGGGUUGUUGUCUGUGCAAGAAAGUGCGUCAGAUAGGCCAACAAUGUCGAGUGUUACUUCCAUGUUGGAGAAUGAAACAAAGAUGCCUAUGCCUAACCAACCUGCUUUUAUCAUUAAGAGAACUAUCAUUGGCCAAGAUUCAUUUACAUCCAUAAAUGAAUAUCAAACAACUUCUAAUGUUAAGUAUACUGGAUCAGGGGCAAUUGGGAAUGGGCAGCGUGGUUAUAAAAGCUUCUCUAGAAUGAUUCAGUUUGAAGACAAUGAAACGAAUUUCGAAUUACCAUUCAUUGAAGUAGAUGUUGUAACAGCAGCCACGGACAACUUCUCUCCCAAUAGUAAGCUUGGAGAAGGCGGUUUUGGUCCUGUCUACAAGGGUCGGCUGUUCAACGGGAAGGAGAUAUCAAUUAAAAGAUUAUCCAAGAAUUCGGGGCAAGGAAUGGAAGAGUUUAAAAAUGAAGUUCUACUGAUUGCCAAACUUCAGCAUAGAAAUUUGGUUAGGCUCUUAGCUUGUAGCCUCAAGGAAGAAGAAAAGAUGUUAAUCUAUGAGUACAUGCCCAACACAAGCUUGGACUCUUUCAUUUUCGAUAAAACUAAGAGUGCAUUGCUUGACUGGAGAAAACGAUUUGAAAUCAUACUUGGAAUUUCUCGAGGUGUCCUCUAUCUUCACCAAGACUCCAGACUGAGAAUCAUUCAUAGAGAUUUGAAAGCUAGUAAUGUGCUGCUUGACGAAAAGAUGAACCCCAAAAUUUCAGAUUUUGGUAUGGCGAAUUUCGGAGGAAACCAAAUUCAAGCAAAUACAACCAAAGUAGUUGGGACAUAUGGUUAUAUGUCGCCAGAGUAUGCAAUGCAAGGGCUUUUCUUAAUAAAGUCGGACGUAUUUAGCUUUGGGGUAUUAUCAUUGGAGAUCAUUAGUGGCAAGAAGAACAGUGUAUAUUUUUAUGAAGAUCCUUCAACGAAUUUAAUAGAACAUGUAUGGGACUCAUGGAAAGAAGGCCGAGCAUCGGACAUAGUUGAUUCAUCAAUGGGUGACUCUUAUCCUGCUCAUGAAGUUUUGAGGUGCAUCCAAAUUGGGUUGUUGUGUGUGCAAGAAAGUGCAUCAGAAAGGCCAACCAUGUCAAGUGUUAUUUUCAUGUUGGAGAAUGAAACAAAGGCGUCUACUCCUAACCAACCUGCUCUUAUUAUGAAAAGAACUUUCAAGUGCCAAGAUUCAUCUAUCUCUAUAAAUGAAGUGACGAUUACUAUGGUAGAUCCUCAAUAG